Molecule: messenger RNA, 2553 nt
Organism: Peronospora matthiolae
Lineage: Eukaryota; Oomycota; Peronosporomycetes; Peronosporales; Peronosporaceae
Source: the annotation of a GenBank genome assembly
AUGAAUUAUGCAUUCGAUUGCAUCGUGGGGAUACCGUGGCUGUCACGGUAUCAGCCGACGAUAGAUUGGCUAUCUCGGUCCGUCAAACGACGAAGCGGUUACGACGUAAGUGAAGUUUUCACUCAUCUGUUGGUAGCGCCAUCCGAUUGGCCUCACGUCAGGUUCGUGAACGAACUCGCCACGACUAGAAGUCAGCACAGAGAGAGCGAUGGCCCUCUGUGUCCGGUAUGUUCAGUCACACUGAUAGAACCACAACACGAGGCGGUCGAACAGAGGUUCCCGCAAACCCAGACAUCGGUCGAGCAGGGGCUCCCGAUUCACAACGAGACGGUCGAACAGAGGUUCCCGCAAACACAGACAUCGGUCGAGCAGGGGCUCCCGAUUCACAACGAGGCGGUCGAACAGGGGUUCCCGCACACACGGACAUCGGUCGAGCAGGGGCUCCCGAUUCACAACGAGGCGUUCGAACAGGGGUUCCCGCACACACGGACUUCGGUCGAGCAGGGGUUCCCGAGUUCUAGCGAGGCGGUCGAGCAGGGGCUCCCGCAUACACACACAACGGCCGAGCAGAGGCUCCCGAUUGCAACCGAGGUGGUCGAGCAGAGGCUCCCACAUACAUCUGAGGCGGUCGACGACGAGCUCCCGCCUCUUAUCGACGAGAAUGAACGGGCUGUGGACUUAAAUGUGAACGACGUGGUGGAGACAGAGCUCCCACGUCUAGCGGGGGGUACUUCAUCCUCCAGCGACAGCGACGUUCCAGCCUCGAGCAGUGGCUCAAGACGCAAGAGAAAGCGUAAACGCAAGAAAGGUGCACGCCGAUCACCAACACGACGAAAUUCUCGCUCAAGCGCCGUUGACGAUGAUACUGUAUUGACGGAAUCCGUUUGUGCGCUUGAAUAUGUGGAAGGGUCUUCACAUCGUGGCCGCUACGUUGAGGUAGCGAGCCCUCCGUGCACUGUUGCAGAGAUCACAUCUCUAUUAACCCUACCAUGGAAAGAUUUUCUUCACGACCUCAAGGCCGGCGGCAUCGAGCAAGUGUGCAUCAUAUCAGACGCCGAAGCAGCUAGUGGAGAAGUUCUGGAGGCUCGCCCAAAGAGCGCUGAGCCCAAAUCAGCGCGCGAAGAACGUUUCGUGGCACAGUCUUGGGAAGCCCUUCGUGCUUCGGGCAACCCUGUCUAUGAUAUCGCGCGUGAGUAUGCCAACAUUUUUCCGGAGAAUAUCCCCGCUGAGCUUCCAGCGAAUCGUGGUGUGCGACACGAGAUCGAUCUCGUGCCAGGAUCGAAGUAUUGCGUGACGCGGCAGUGGCCGCUACCGCGUGACCAAGUCAUCGCAAUUGAUGAAUUUUUUGAGGGCCGCCGUAAGGCAGGACACGUCCGCAAAAGCAUAUCGCCACAUUCGAGUCCGACUUUCUGUGUGAAGAAAGCCACCGGCGGUUGGCGCAUCGUGCAUGCUUUUAACAAGUUGAAUGACGCCACGAUCCCGGCUCAAACACCAAUUCCUCGGAAAGACAUGGUACUGGAUACCAUGUCCGGCAGCGAGAUUUUUAGCGCCAUAGACCUGACAGACGGGUUUUACCAGAUUUUAAUGAGGGACAGUGAUAUCCCGUUCACCGCUGUCAGCACGCUGAGUGGCAUGCUUUGGGAGUGGCUAGUCAUGCCACAAGGCCUUAAGAACGCUCCAGCAACGUUCAACCGGAUGGUGACACAAGUGCUUCGGCCACUACGUGAUUUCGCUCCAAGUUAUUUCGACGAUAUUUUUGUUCACAGCCGCGCUGAGCAACAACUCAGCGCUACGGAGGUCCACCUUCGGCAUUUGAAACAGGUGUUCCAAGUGAUGCGCGAGAACAAUCUGUACGCAAAUUUGAAGAAGUGUGUCUUCUGUGCUCCCGAGAUUCCAGUUCUUGGAUGCUAUGUUAGCAAGGAAGGUGUCCAUGCUGAACCCGAGAAAGUGUCAUCGAUAUGUUCAUGGCCUACGCCCAGGAACCAAACGGAACUACGCCAAUGGCUUGGCUUGGCCAAUUACUUGCAUAAGUAUACGAAGAACUAUGCAGAACUAAUCCAGCCACUAUCGACUCUACUGAAGAAAGACGCAGUUUGGUCAUGGAAAGCUGAACAUCACUCUGCCUUCAACUCUGUGAAAAAGAGCUUGUCUGAAGCACCAGUGCUGAUGUUGCCUGAUGAUUCCAAGCCAUUUCACGUCGUCUUUGAUGCGAGUAAUUUCGCUAUUGGAUGUGCCCUCAUGCAGUUUGACGAUGAGGGCCGAGAGCGCGUCGUGAGCUUUCAGUCACGACAGAUGAAACCCGCAGAGCGGAACUAUCCGGUACAUGACAAGGAACUUUUGGCUAUGCGUUACGCGCUGAUCAAGUUCAGAGUAUAUUUGCUCGGCGAGAAGAUGUUUUCGGUCUAUACAGAUCACGCAUCAUUGCGUACCGCCGUCAAGACUCCCCACUUGUCCCAGCGUAUGGCACGUUGGUUGUCAUACUUCUCAGAGUAUAAUUUCGUGGUCUUUUACAAACCCGGCAAGAACAACAUUCUUGCUGACGCGCUUUCUUGA